AUGACGGCCGUUCUGUCCCCAUGGGCGUGUGACAGUGACCCGGCUACUCCUGCAGCCCAGUCCUUCAAGGAUGAUACUGGAGAAAAUUCAAACGAUGGCAGCCAACCAUCUAAAAGAUCACGAAUGAGCUCAGAGAAUAGUUCACAAAGUUAUGAAACAUCAAACCAAGAUCUUAGCUUUAGCUACUUUCCAGCGGAAAACCUGAUAGAGUACAAAUGGCCGCCUGCUGAAACGGGAGUAUACUACAUGCUUCAAGAGCAAGUCAGUGAAUACUUGGGUGUGACCUCCUUUAAGCGAAAGUAUCCAGAUUUAGAAAGCAGAGAUCUAUCUCACAAAGAGAAACUCUACCUCGGAGAACUAAAUGUCUCUGAAGGCGAAUGCGCUCUUGAAAACCAGGAGGAACCUCUGCUGGCAAGACCGAAAGCAAGAGAGAGAGAUUCCACUCCAAGAAAAGAGGGUUCCAAACGAUCUGUAUCCAAAUUGGUUCCUGGGUACAAGCCAAAGGACUUUCCAAAUGCUAUAUGUGGGAUUUGUCUGAAGGGUAAAGAGUCCAACAAGAAAGGGAAGGCGGAAGCCCUUAUACACUGCUCCCAGUGUGAAAACAGUGGCCACCCUUCCUGCCUGGACAUGUCUGCAGAGCUUGUGGCAAUCAUUAAGACCUAUCCCUGGCAAUGCGUGGAGUACAAGACAUGCAUCAUAUGUGGCCACCCUCACCACGAGGAAGAGAUUAUAUUCUGCGACGCAUCCACCAAGGCUAUCGCUGCAGUUGCAUACGCCAGACAGAGAGGCAUCAGUACCUGCUCUUCAGGAUUUGUGAUGUCAAAGACUAAAGUAGCACCCAUGGACUUUUCAGUGCCCAGAAGAGAACUCUGUGCCACUGCCUUAGCUACUCAGUUAAGGCAAACUGUCAGAGAAGAAAUAACUUAA
Molecule: messenger RNA, 927 nt
Organism: Anolis sagrei ordinatus
Lineage: Eukaryota; Metazoa; Chordata; Lepidosauria; Squamata; Anolidae
Cellular component (GO): npBAF complex
Source: RefSeq, a predicted model, not a curated record